CUACAUCUCCUCUCAUUUGGCGUUGAAAAAAGCAAAUCAUCUCUCUCCUUCUCCUCAUUCUCUCACACAGAGUCUUUUUUUUUUCUUUGCCACAACCAUACGAAAGCUUUAUUGAUAGAAAAGCAUAUACCUUUCUUAAUCAAUCAACGAGAUGGAAGAACAAUGGGUGGCUCCUUAAGAGAUUAAAGAUCUGAGCUGAGUUCUCUCUUUCAUCAUCUUUGUGAGCAUUAUACAUUUACUUUGUGUCUGAAUGGCGUCUGAGAAACCUAUCCAAGAUGCGACUGAUGUUAAUGGAUCAAAGAAAGAGGAAGAGAAUGUUGAUGUCGUUGGGAGUUCCAAAGACAAGAACGUAGCUGAGGUUCUUGACUUAUCUACCGAGAAAACUGAUGAAACUGUUCCUGUAAAGGAAGCUGAACUCCCUGAGCCUGGUGCUUCGGUGAAGAGUAAAACAGCUAAUAGAGUUGUUGUUAAGAAGAAGCCAGGGACCUUUUCUCGGAGCCCAAGGUUCCUUUCUCAGAGCUCUUCGUUUCCAGCUAGAGGAGGAGCUCGUGAUGAUAUCACUAGAAAGAGCAUCGAUGCAACAACAACAACACCAAAGGCUACUCCUAAACCCGUAGUUGCAAGCGGUUCCAGACCCAAGGCAACUGCGUCUCCAAGCAGCGGUGUCUCCACCAAACGCAACAGUUUAGUAUCUGCUGCACCCCUCAAAAAGCAAACUCUACCUGUGAAACCCAUUUCCAAGACUGCAGCAGCUAAAGUCCCUGCUUCCAAAUUGGUGGUGGUAGAUGAAGCUUCUAAAUCCAUUAAAGAUGAAGUGGCUAGCAAGAACACUGAAGAUGCUUCAUCAGCCACCGCUGUGGUGGCAGAGAAAGUAUCUAAACCAGUGAAAGGUGAAGUGGCAAGCAAGGAAGAUGACGACACCCGUUCAACUACCACUUCAACUUCAACACCUCGUGGGAGGAGAAGCAGCGUUGGUUCUGCUUCUGGAUUCUCAUUCAGGUUGGAGGAACGUGCUGAGAAACGAAAGGAGUUCUAUAUGAAACUAGAAGAGAAGAUCCAAGCCAAGGAGGUAGAGAAGACAACUUUGCAGGCGAAGUCAAAGGAGAGUCAGGAAGAAGAGAUCAAAAGGUUGAGGAAGAGCUUGACGUUCAAGGCUGGUCCCAUGCCUAGUUUCUACAAAGAGCCUCCACCUAAGGUUGAACUGAAGAAGAUACCAACUACUCGUCCUAAAUCUCCAAAGCUAGGACGCAGAAAGAGUAGCAGUGAUGGAACAACGGGAGGUGAGACUGUUCCUCGUGUUGUGGCAAGACCAAGAGACUCACCAUUAUCAUCAUCUAGCUUGAAGAAGACUAUAACAAAGUCUCAGCCAAAGACUGAGGCUCAAGAGAAGUCAGUGAAGGGCAAAGAGAGGAAGAAAGAGGAAGCAGAGAAAAGAAGAGAGGAGCAUAAGGCUUCUUCUACUGUGGCUGCUGCUAAACCUGAAGAGAAGAAAGAAGAAGAAGCAGAGGAAGAGGAAGAGGAGGUUACUUGCGUGGCUGCUAAACCGGAAGGGAUUAAACCGGAGUCCAACAACAUCCAAGUGAAGGCUGAGAUUAUGACAAGUGAAGUUGCUGUGGGAGGCUGAUAAAAAGCAAGAAAAGGCCUUUGGAUCUUGGCAUCAAUCUCUUAUCUCUUCUUCUUCUUUUUUUUUCAAAAAACUUUAGUGUGUGAAUAGAGUUUGUUGCAUUGCGUCUACUUUGAGAGUCACUCUGUUUUUUUUUUUUUUUAAUUUUGGAAAUUAAGCCUCAGAUUGUUUCUUUAUUUAAGUUAUGGUUUAUAUUAUUUGUUGGAUUAAAAAAAAUGUAACUUAUAUUUGUAUAAUGAGGACGGGAUGUGUGUGAA
Molecule: messenger RNA, 1881 nt
Organism: Raphanus sativus (radish)
Lineage: Eukaryota; Viridiplantae; Streptophyta; Magnoliopsida; Brassicales; Brassicaceae
Product: protein WVD2-like 4
Exons: 10
Coding region: 251-1624 (457 amino acids)
Molecular function (GO): microtubule binding
Source: RefSeq, a predicted model, not a curated record